Molecule: messenger RNA, 2122 nt
Organism: Onychostoma macrolepis
Lineage: Eukaryota; Metazoa; Chordata; Actinopteri; Cypriniformes; Cyprinidae
Gene: emx2
Product: empty spiracles homeobox 2
Exons: 2
Coding region: 523-1062 (179 amino acids)
Biological process (GO): neuron differentiation; brain development; central nervous system development
Molecular function (GO): DNA-binding transcription factor activity, RNA polymerase II-specific; DNA binding
Source: RefSeq, a predicted model, not a curated record
UAACAGCAUGUAAAAGCGUCGUUAUGCCCUGUGUGCAACACAAAUACAUGCUGAAGUACCUUGAGUCUCUCAAUGGGAUCAGCUGCGUAUGUAAAUUGCUCCACAGCUCUGUUUCUGGGCGAAUCCGUUCCGUUUUGCUUGAAUCCGCCUCUCCGUGCUCGUUCGUAUUGACGCACUUAAAGACUCUUCCCUCAACCUUAAGGCGAGCGGCAGCGACCAAUCACCAAGCCAUUACAGGCUUCAGAGGAAACUGUUUAUGUGACUCCAGAGCUAAUUAGGCUCAUGAACUAACAAAUCGCUAGCACAACUGGUGAGGAACCGAUCACAUUCAUGGAUUGUCUGGAGAAGUCGGCCACCUCUCUCACGAUGUGUUGAGCUGUGUGCUUUUGACAGAUUUUUUUUUACCCUUUCUUUAGCCGCCACUAACUUGCUGACAAAACUUUGGUCUUGGGUGUGGAGUAUUUUUUAGUGCUAACGCGUGUACCGUUUUCACUUAAACUGGGGAAUCUUGACUGGUGAACCAUGUUUCAGCCCACACCGAAGAGGUGUUUUACCAUAGAGUCUUUGGUAGCGAAGGAUAAUCCUUUGCCAGCGUCGAGAUCCGAGGAGCCCAUACGACCAGCGGCUCUCAGCUAUGCAAACUCAAGCCAGAUGAACCCAUUUUUAAACGGCUUUCAUUCCAGCGGCAGGGGCGUCUACUCAAACCCGGACUUGGUGUUCGCUGAGGCUGUUUCACAUCCUCCCAACUCCGCCGUCCCAGUCCAUUCAGUACCUCCUCCUCACGCUUUGGCUGCUCACCCACUGUCGUCCUCGCACAGUCCGCACCCUCUUUUCGCAAGCCAGCAAAGGGACCCUUCAACUUUUUACCCGUGGUUGAUACAUAGAUAUAGAUACUUGGGUCACAGAUUUCAAGGUAAAAGUUUGGUUUCAGAAUCGAAGGACGAAGUUCAAGCGUCAGAAACUGGAGGAGGAAGGUUCGGAUUCACAACAGAAAAAGAAAGGAACUCAUCACAUAAACCGAUGGAGAAUGGCCACAAAACAAGGAAGCCCCGAGGAAAUUGACGUCACCUCAGACGAUUAAAAGACUUAAACUGUUUGAACCCGGGACAGCGGCGUGGCUUGAAGGAUGUCACGGAUAAGGAUGCUGUGUACUGACAGAGGGAGAGGGUAAAGCCAAUAUCACAUUUUGAUUCUUCGAGAUCGGCAGCUUGAGGGUGAGAGAUCCUGUUGGUGGCACUGCUGUCACUACAAGGGAACUGUCAAUAAUUUUCACGUUGCCAAGGCAAGGUGAUUGACAGGUAUUACAUGCAGCCCCCCGCCCCCCAUCACCACACUACCCGCACCACCUCGUCACCACUAUCACAAAACAUAGCUCAAAUGCGCAUAGGACAUUUGCACUUCUGAGGGUUUUUUCCUCUCGUUUUAUUUUUUCAAGACGUGAACCUUCCACAUCAAGAUACCAAAAUAUACAACUGUUUUUUGUAAAACUUGAAUUGCAUGGUAGAGCAAUGAAUUUUUUGGUAGGUUAAUUCAUUCAUUUGACCUUCUUUUUUCAAAGUAAAUUUGUUUUGAUUCUAUUUUUAAUCUGACAAAUGUUGUGUGCUUCUUCCUUUUUUACAACAGUGUGCAGUCUUUGAAUUUAUGAUUCUCGUGUUAAAGUGAUUGUGAAAACAAUAUGAAGUAGCAGUGCUGCGUUAUAGUGUUUUUUUUUUUUUUUUUAAAGAAGUAAGACAAAUUUAAAACCAGAUUAUAAAAACUUUAUUCAAGUUUACCACAUGCAAAAGUAAUUCUAAUGAAAAAUUCUCCAUGACAUUCCUUAAAAAUUAAGCUUUACCAUGACUCCGUAAUCUUGGUGCGAAUAUAUGAUCGGGACUCGCCCCUCCUUUAAAGAGUUGCCUCGAAGGAUUAAUGCAAGAAUUGACGGCCGCCUAGGCAGCAAAACUUCAAGCACUGAGCGUAUUCCAUGUAUAGAGAUACUAAAAGCUAAUGUUUAUGUUAAAUCGUCUUUUACAAGAAUGUAAAUAAUUUUGUGUUUGUGUUAAGUUUGCUACAAUUUUAACACAAAGUAUACUUCCAAGAAGUAUGUAAUUGUCAAUAUUUUGUCAAUAAAGUUUUAUCAAUA